Molecule: messenger RNA, 2902 nt
Organism: Bubalus bubalis (water buffalo)
Lineage: Eukaryota; Metazoa; Chordata; Mammalia; Artiodactyla; Bovidae
Gene: IL12B
Product: interleukin 12B
Exons: 7
Coding region: 1811-2800 (329 amino acids)
Biological process (GO): cytokine-mediated signaling pathway; immunoglobulin mediated immune response
Cellular component (GO): membrane; external side of plasma membrane
Molecular function (GO): protein binding; cytokine receptor activity
Source: RefSeq, a predicted model, not a curated record
UAGUAUAUAUAUACAGGCAGGACUUUUUAAUUUAUCCAUCAUGCACAAGGGAGAAAUUAAACUCUUACUUUAUUUCUUCCUCUGGGUACAAGCUAAUAUGUUUGGUUUGGCUUCUAUAAUAUGUCAUCUCAUUGCAUUCUCUCAACAAUGCUUUGAAAUGGGUCUUAUACCCAUUUUAUAGAUGAGGAAACUGAGGCUCAGAGAGUAAUUUGGCCAAUAUAAAACAACUAGUGAGUGCUCAAACCAGAAAUCAAGCCCAUGCUGCUGGACUCCAUGCCUACAAAUGUAAUAACUGGUCCUCUGUGGCAACUAGAACUUCGCUACAGUCACAAGUUGAACUAAACUGAUAGGUGUGCCCUUGAAAGUUCCAUGCUGCAGUGACAAGAGUGCUGAUGGUGCUCGGGAAGGGCUGACUUCUAGUCCUGACUCCGCCACUCAUAACCUUUAUAAUAUAAGGGAAUAAAGUAGGUGGCAAAGUGCCCCUAGGAUUAGCAUCAUUCUGACAGCCAUGAUUUGUCAAUAUUUAGUCACCCUGACCAAGGGGUGCUUAUUUUUAAGGUAUUUUGCCAAAAACUUUUUGAGUCUGGUCUUCGUAUAGCCCAGUGGUUUUUGAAACUAGAUUCCUACAGAACAUUGGAGAGCCAAGAUGGAUAGAGGUGUGUCAGAUUGAAAAUAAAUAACAAUCUCCAUCUAAUUUUCAGUCUGAAAUUUUUCAUAAACCCUGAAUACUAAUCUUGACUGAGUUUCACUGUAACAGGGUGAAUUCACUAUAAUAUGGCUGAUUUAGCACAAAAGUAUGCAUUUAAUUACUCUGUGGUAGAUAUUCAGUAUUUUAUGGUCUUCUCCCAAGGAACAUCUUGAUUUUCAGGGGCUCUGAACCCUGGACAUGUAUGAAAUCAAUGGACCUUGAACAGUAGUCCUCAGACCAGCAAUAUCAGCCUCCCCUGGAAGCUUAUAGGAAUGCAGAUUCCCACACCCAGACUGCUGAAUUAGUUAUUUUAGGGUCAGGGUAGGGGGUGGGGUCACCAGUCUGUGCUUUAGCAAGGAUUCCAGGUUAUUCUGACAUGCACUCAAGUUUGAGAACCACUGGAUACCUUACAUGGGAGGAAAUAAUCUUUGUGUUUGGAACAAUUACAGCCUAAACAGGAGAGAAAGGAGACUUCUUUAACAAGGACUGAACUCAUUGCCAGAACUUGAAAGAUCACUUCAAAUCUGACACCCCCGCCCCACAACGUAAAUCCUAUAGUCCGGGGUGUCACUGCACAUUCUGCCUUGUGCUACAAUAAUGUGGAUAUGUAGCUUAUUUCCCCAACCAGAGGAUAGGCAUUUAACAAAGUAACUUAAGAAAUACUUGUUGAAUGAAACUAUUUGCUCCUGGAAGUCAGGAUCCAGGUAAAAAUCCUUUUCAGUUUCAGCUGUUCUAGCUCAGUACCCUCUACUUAGGGAGUAAAUAAUGACUGAAUGUCAAUCCAGACAAGUCACGCUCCUUCUCUGAGCCUUAGGUUUCUCAUCUUAAAAAUAAGAGGGUUGUAUCAGAUGGCUGGCCUUAGGUCUCUUUCAGCUCCAGAUCAUCUGUGGUUCUCUGUUUGGAGAUGUUCUUACCCAGAGACUGGCAGAGGGCUCCUGGAAUUCACUGCAAAUUAACCUGAUAGCACAGAGAAGGAAGCGGAAGAUAAAGAUCAAAGACAAAUGGAAUACAUAGAAUGUGAAUAUGGCUUCCAAAUGUGACUGUUGAACUACUGACAUUUUCUCUUCUCCUAUCCCUCUUCUUUUUUCUUUUCUUCCUUCUCCUCCUCUGUUUCUGCCCCUCAUGCAGAUGCACCCUCAGCAGUUGGUUGUUUCCUGGUUUUCCCUGGUUUUGCUGGCAUCUCCCAUCAUGGCCAUAUGGGAACUGGAGAAAAAUGUUUAUAUUGUAGAAUUGGAUUGGUAUCCUGAUGCUCCUGGAGAAACAGUGGUCCUCACGUGUGACACUCCUGAAGAAGACGGUAUCACCUGGACCUCAGACCAGAGCAGUGAGGUCUUGGGCUCUGGCAAAACCUUGACCAUCCAAGUCAAAGAGUUUGGAGAUGCUGGGCAGUACACCUGUCACAAAGGAGGCGAGGCUCUGAGUCGUUCACUCCUCCUGCUGCACAAAAAGGAAGAUGGAAUUUGGUCCACUGAUAUUUUAAAGGAUCAGAAAGAACCCAAAGCUAAGAGUUUUUUAAAAUGUGAGGCAAAGGAUUAUUCUGGACACUUCACCUGCUGGUGGCUGACAGCAAUCAGUACUGAUUUGAAAUUCAGUGUCAAAAGCAGCAGAGGCUCCUCUGACCCCCGAGGGGUGACGUGCGGAGCAGCGUCGCUCUCAGCAGAGAAGGUCAGCGUGGACCACAGGGAGUAUAACAAGUACACAGUGGAGUGUCAGGAGGGCAGCACCUGCCCAGCCGCCGAGGAGAGCCUGCUUAUUGAGGUCGUGGUAGAAGCUGUGCACAAGCUCAAGUAUGAAAACUACACCAGCAGCUUCUUCAUCAGGGACAUCAUCAAACCAGACCCACCCAAGAACCUGCAACUGAGACCAUUAAAGAAUUCUCGGCAGGUGGAGGUCAGCUGGGAGUACCCUGACACGUGGAGUACCCCACAUUCCUACUUCUCCCUGACGUUUUGUGUUCAGGUCCAGGGAAAGAACAAGAGAGAAAAGAAACUCUUCAUGGACCAAACCUCAGCCAAAGUCACAUGCCACAAGGAUGCCAACGUCCGCGUGCAAGCCCGGGACCGCUACUACAGCUCAUUCUGGAGUGAAUGGGCAUCUGUGUCCUGCAGUUAGUACAGCCCAUCUUCCAGGACAGAACCUGUGAGCAAAAUAUAUUUGGACAAGACUUUCUCCAGAGGGUCAUAUUAUACCAAGGAAAUGAAUUCCCUCUCUCAA